AUGGCUCAACACACGGCCAGCGAUGGCACGGCAAAGCCACAAUACGAAAGACGCUCGUCGCAACCUGAAAAUCCGUUUGCCGUGUUGAUCCCAGACCAGCAAUUCGCCAUUAUCCCAGAAUUCACGCUGGAAUCUGGGGCAACUUUACGAAACGUCCCAGUUGCUUUCACGACUAGGGGGAAGCUCUCUCCAUCUGGCGACAAUGCCAUGGUCAUUUGUCAUGCGCUGACAGGCAGCGCCGACGUGAGUGAUUGGUGGGGGCCAUUACUCGGCGGCCCUGGCCAAGUAUUUGAUACAUCAAGGUUCUUCAUUGUCUGCAUGAACAGUCUCGGCAGUCCUUAUGGCUCGGCUAGCCCCGUUACGGCAAAAGACGGAGACGCUUCCAAUGACAGAUAUGGUCCCGAGUUUCCCCUCACUACCAUUCGCGACGAUGUCAAUCUACACAAACUGCUGCUUGAUGAGCUCGGGGUGAAACAAAUCGCGGCCGUGAUUGGCGGAUCUCUAGGAGGCAUGUUUGUCCUGGAGUGGGCAUACUUCGGCAAGGACUAUAUCCGUUGCAUUGUUCCCAUUGCCACCUCGAGCAGACAUAGCGCCUGGGGAAUCAGCUGGGGUGAAGCGCAAAGACAAAGCAUCUAUGCGGAUCCCAAGUACGAUGACGGAUACUACAAAUUCGAGGAUCCGCCUUCGACAGGCCUCGGCGCCGCGCGCAUGUCUGCGCUGCUCACGUAUCGCAGCCGCGACUCUUUUGAGGCUCGCUUCGGACGCAACAUACCGGAUGCUUCCAAAGUGCAGACAAUUCGGGAAAGGCCGCGUCCGGCAACUCCUUCCGAAGCCCACUUCCACAUUCAUAAUGACGGUCACGUCGUAAAGCGCACAUCACUAUCUCGUGACAACAGCGGGAACAGCUCCCGACAAUCGCCCAACGGCAAGCAAGUCGUUGUCGACUCUCCGGACCCUCAGUUUACAGGACCCAAGAAGACGGUGAGCCUUACCGGUGGCGAUGAUCUGCCGACGUCGACAUACUUUUCCGCGCAGUCCUAUCUACGAUACCAAGGAAACAAAUUCGUGAAACGGUUCGAUAGUAACUGUUACAUUGCCAUGACUCGGAAGCUUGACACGCAUGACGUUUCGCGCAACCGCGCCGGUACCGUUGCGGAGGCCCUCGCAUUGAUAGAGCAGCCGACUCUGGUGCUUGGAAUCGAGAGCGACGGGCUUUUUACGUUUGCGGAGCAGCAAGAGAUUGCUGAGCACGUCAAAGACGCCAGACUCGAGCGCAUCGAGAGCCCCGAGGGGCACGAUGCAUUUUUGCUGCAGUUUGAACAGGUGAAUCGCUACAUCCUGGCCUUUUUGAAAGAGGUUCUCCCGGACAUUAUGAACAAGGAAGGUUCGGCCACUGAAGAGGUGGGGGUGGGUAAGAUUACAAAGUCGAGCACGUUUGGCGAAGCAGAGGUGGAGGAUAUCACAGCGUGGUAG
This is a messenger RNA of Cordyceps militaris CM01, 1473 nucleotides long. Its product is annotated as homoserine O-acetyltransferase. Bases 1 to 1473 code for a protein of 490 amino acids. The record is from RefSeq and is a predicted model, not a curated record. The transcript is spliced from 3 exons. Gene Ontology annotation, molecular function: homoserine O-acetyltransferase activity. Lineage: Eukaryota; Fungi; Ascomycota; Sordariomycetes; Hypocreales; Cordycipitaceae. Gene Ontology annotation, biological process: L-homoserine metabolic process.